CCGCACACAUUUUAAAAGAAUUAACUUCAUUUUCAGGGCAAGCGGCACCUAUCAUGUUUUGAAAUCUUGUCCUAAAGGGGUGUUUGCAAUGCUACGUCGUUUUUGCUUACUGAUUUUAUUUAACAUGUGACUGAAUUAGAGGCUCACAUGGUUGCGGUGGCUGCAUGAUCCGCUUUAGCUUUUUAAAGUCCGGUGGUCGGUAGCUCCCUCGGCAGCAACCAUCCAGAGCAGAGGACCGCUGAAAAACACAGCGCCUACGCGGACAAAUCAUGGCGAACAGCGGGCAGAAAGUUGUGCUAAUCACCGGCUGCUCCUCCGGCAUUGGGUUACGAAUCGCCGUCACGCUGGCCAAAGAUGAAAAGAAGCGUUACCAUGUCAUUGCCACCAUGCGGGACCUGAGGAAGAAGGACAAGCUAGUGGAGGCAGCAGGAGAUGCCUAUGGCAAGACCUUGAUGUUGCUUCCACUAGACGUGUGCAGUGACGAUUCAGUAAAGCAGUGCAUCAACAAUGUCAAAGACCGCCAUAUUGAUAUCCUCAUCAACAAUGCAGGUGUGGGCUUGCUGGGACCUGUGGAAAGCAUCAGCAUCGAGGAGAUGAAAAGAGUAUUUGAGACCAACUUCUUUGGUGUUGUUCGCAUGAUCAAAGAAGUGAUGCCUGACAUGAAGAAGAGGCGUUCAGGGCACAUCAUGGUCAUGAGCAGUGUCAUGGGUCUUCAGGGAGUGGUGUUCAAUGAUGUUUACACUGCCUCUAAGUUUGCCAUGGAAGGUUUCUGUGAGAGUAUGGCCGUGCAACUGAUGAAGUUCAAUAUCCGGUUGUCCAUGAUCGAGCCUGGCCCAGUGCACACUGAGUUUGAAACAAAGAUGAUGGAGGAUGUAGCCAAGAUGGAGUAUCCAGGAGCAGAUGCCGACACAAUUCGUUAUUUUAAAGACGUUUACCUGCCAUCAUCCAUAGAUAUAUUUGAAGCCAUGGGCCAGAUGCCAGAUGACAUAGCCAAAUGCAUCAAAAAGGUUAUUGAGUCAAACAGCCCUCGCUUCAGGAACCUCACCAACAGCCUCUACACACCAAUUGUGGCCUUAAAGUAUGCUGAUGAGACUGGUGGCCUGUCUGUCAACACCUUCUACAACCUGCUCUUCAAUUUUGGACCUCUCAUGCACAUCACCAUGAGCAUCCUCAAGUGCCUGACAUGCAGUUGCCUGCGUAGACGCACCAUCUAACCUAACUGUAGAGGGUGGACAGGUGCUCCCCCCUUACCCUUAGUUUGUUGAUCCCCACUAGUUCUUGGUAAGCUAGAGCCAGUAACUCUGGGGAGAAAAGGUGCUUCUUUAGUUCAAAGACACUAGCAUAAUAAGCUUUGCCAGAAAAUAUGCACAAUUGCACAGGUUUGUCCCAGAUACGUAGGAUGACCUCAAGUACACACACACACACACACACACACACACACACACACACACACACACACACACACACACACACACACACACACACACACACACACACACACACACACACACACGACAGAAAAACAAGCAUCACACACAUUUGAUUAUUGUACAUACUAUAAAUCUAAGGUCAUGCCUUAGUCAGAGCUAAAGUGGUUAUAUAGUGGUUAGAUGUCUAUAUUUUUGAAAUGAGAAAGGACAUGAAAUACAAUCCCCAUAUACACACAACUCUGUAACUAAGCACAAACUCAGUUACAGAGAGAAACAAUAAAAUGAUAGUGAAAGUGUAAUAAUAAUGCUAUAACUUGUAGUCUCGAGGUGACUGUUCACUCAGGCUGAUUAGACUUAUAACAUGUAUGACAGAAACAUAAAUAAUAUCUACCUUUUCUGUUUUCUGCCCUAAAGUUCAUGUUUUCCUCUGCGUAGUGUUCUCAUGGUCAUAACUGCUGUUCAAUCAGAUUUUUGUUGUUGUUGAUAAUUUGAUUGUUUUCGAUUUUUUAAGGUUUGUGAAGGGGUGGGUCAGAUAUUUAUAAUCCAGAAUCUUGAUUUAAAAAUAAACUGAAUUCUGAUUUACCCUCAAAA
Eleginops maclovinus (Patagonian blennie) is the source of this 2021-nucleotide messenger RNA. It is a transcript of the gene rdh8a, whose product is annotated as retinol dehydrogenase 8a. Gene Ontology annotation, molecular function: estradiol 17-beta-dehydrogenase [NAD(P)+] activity; all-trans-retinol dehydrogenase (NAD+) activity. The record is from RefSeq and is a predicted model, not a curated record. Gene Ontology annotation, biological process: retinol metabolic process; estrogen biosynthetic process. The transcript is spliced from 6 exons. Bases 270 to 1214 code for a protein of 314 amino acids. NCBI's taxonomy places the organism in Eukaryota, Metazoa, Chordata, Actinopteri, Perciformes, Eleginopidae. Gene Ontology annotation, cellular component: cytosol; cytoplasm.